Molecule: messenger RNA, 1016 nt
Organism: Amaranthus tricolor (Joseph's coat)
Lineage: Eukaryota; Viridiplantae; Streptophyta; Magnoliopsida; Caryophyllales; Amaranthaceae
Product: non-specific lipid transfer protein GPI-anchored 11-like
Exons: 3
Coding region: 218-781 (187 amino acids)
Biological process (GO): lipid transport
Molecular function (GO): lipid binding
Source: RefSeq, a predicted model, not a curated record
UUUUCAAUUCAAAAUUCCAAAUUCCCUUUGCGCCUCCUCCCAUCAUCAUCAUCACCACCACCCUCCAAAAAAGCACCAAAACCUUUUACCCCGUGAUGUCCGCCACGUGUUCCCUUACUUUUCCCUCCUAUUUCUCUCCUUUCCCUUUCCUCACUUCCACUAUACCCACUUCAUUUUCUCUCUCAACUUUCCUCCACUUUCUCUCUCCUCUUCUAAAAUGGCGAUGAGAGAAGUUUCUUCUUUAAUGGUGAUUAUUGUUGCUGCGGCGAUCAUCGUGGAAGCGAAGACUGCACCAGCACCUGUAGAUUGUACGACUGUGGUGUUGAGCAUGUCGGACUGUUUGUCGUAUGUAACAAAUGGUAGUACGACGGAGAAACCGGAGGGAAAUUGUUGCUCUGGAUUGAAAUCUGUUCUUAAGACUAAUGCUGAAUGUCUUUGUGAAGCGUUUAAGAGUAGUAGUCAAUUUGGUAUUGUAUUGAAUAAUACUAAGGCUCUUGCUCUUCCUGCUGCUUGUGGUGUUCAUGCUUCUUCUGCUGCUAAAUGUGGAUUAUCUCUUUCUCCAACGGGCGCUCCUUCUCCAGUUGCAGGCAGCGUUAGUUUAUCUCCAGUGGGUGCUCCAUCAGGCUCUGUGAUUGCAGGCGCUCCGGGACUCGGAGGAAGUGAAGUGUCACCUGCACUGGCUCCUACUGGGAAAAAUGGGUCACCUUCAACCAUUGCCAUAUCAAUGCAGUUAAUUGUUGUUGGUUUAGUGGCUGCUUUAUACACUAGUUUUUGUGGUUAAAUGACUCGAGAUAGAGUAUUUCGAAUUUGGAUGGUGUUUUGUUUGGUAAUAUAUUUGUUUUUGACCUUUUUCUGAGGGUUCGAAAUCGGAUUUGGUUUCAGGAAUAUUUAUUUGUUACUCACAUCAGAUGUGUUAGUGUUUUGCUUGCAAUUUACUCGUGAUGAUCGAUGUAUUGUAUUUUUGAGAUAAGUGGAUUAGUGAUAUUAUUACUUUGUUAAAAAGCAUAAUUUCAUUA